GCUCACGGAAGACUUUGGUGUUAUUGGCUUCGCCCCCUUUCCACUCGUGUCGUGGACCAGGCCAGCAGAGUAGCCAUGCAGCACCGCCAUCCUGUUGCUCUGAGGCCAGUGGGCCAGCCCUGAGGAGGGGAAACGCUGCUGCUGCUGCUUCUGCUGCUGCUGCUCAGGCUUCAGUCGGCUGGGUGAGGCUGAGGCGGCUCGAGGAUGCAGCAAGGGAGCUGAGGAGGAGACUCCUGAGCCUACAGCCCCCGACACACACAUCCAGAGCUGCUGCUGCUGCGCACUGCCCUCCAUCAGGGGGGACUCUCUAGUCGGCCUGGACCAUGAGCAAUGAGUCUACCGUCUGGAACAUCCUACCAGAAAACUCCACAGAGAUCCCGUUCGAAGCCGAGGAGCAGCAGGAUGGCUACGUGCUCCUCCUGGUGAUCCUCUCCAUCUUCUUGGUAGGGACGCUGAUCUUCAUCUCCGUCUUCCUCAUCGCUUGCCGUCGCAGCUGUCGAGGAGGGCAAUGCUGUGCAAGGGCCAGCGAUGACCCUGAGAAAACCAACACCACCUACAUGGAGGAGUCUCAGCCCACCCACGACAUCACCAUCAGGGUGGAUGAGUCAGACUGCCUGUCCAUGGCCAGCUCUCACGACCAAGAGACGGAGCGUUUCCUCUCCACAGGCCCCACGGGUCGUCGUGUCUCCUUCAAUGAGGCUGCGCUCUUCGAUCACGGCAAGAAGACCCAGGAGAAGGGGCGCAGGUACACUCUGACCGAGGGCGACUUCCACCACCUGAAGAACGCCCGGCUGACUCACCUCCACAUAACCCCACCGGCCCUCAAGAUAGUCACCAUCCAUGAGUGUGACUCGGCCGAGAACACCAUCACCGCGACGACGCGCCCCGUCGCUAAGUCAGCGCUUUCCAUCUUCCAGCCGAUGCUGUGUCCGCUACCACAAACAGCGUUGACAAGCCUCAGUGUCAAUCCUAGCGGUGCCCUCCCUGGAGAUACUCUCAACUCUGUGGUGGAUACCAGCUUUUGUAUGAACACUGUGGCUCUGAGCACCAAGGAGCCGAGCUCGACCUCUAUCGAGAUGAUGGGAGUUGGACCCCGAGGCGCAGGCAGCAGUGUCAGCGUUGGGGAAGGGGCCGCGGUGGGGAGCGCUGCCUCUCCAGCCGGGGGCGGUUCAGGCAGCCAGAGGCCGGUGCUGCAGUUCUUGACUAAACUGCGGCGCCAUGCUAGUCUGGAGGGAGCCAGUCCCUACUUCAAGAUCAAGAAAUGGAAGCUGGACAGCAGCCAGAGAGCCUCGAGUCUGGACACCAGAGGCUCUCCGAAGAGGAGGCAGUUCCAACGCCAGCGAGCCGCCAGCGAGAGCAUGGACCAGGACGACAACGAUGCUCACCACAUAGACCUCAUCCAGUACAUCGCCCGCACCCAGGACGUCGCCUACCGUCCCAGCCAGCCCACCACACGCCUCCUCUCGCCUCCUUCCACACCACCCCCCUCCCUCGGCAGGGUAGAGGUGGAGGUGAUGGUGGAGCCCAGCUGCAGCCAUGGAGGACCAGGGGUGAUUGGCUUGUCCCCUGAUCCUCAAGAGGAAGCACGAUCCAUGGCAAGAAGGGAAGGCGCCAACCCUUUGGACCCACUCGACCCCCAGGAUCCCCAGUCACUUUACAGAGACAUCUGGUCAUUACGUGCAACACUCGAACAGUACGCCGCCUCCGACCAGAGCAGCAACAACGACAGGAACUCAGUCUGCAGUGAUGCUGACAGUGUGUGUUCGCUGGGCGGACGCACCGAGACAGAAAGAGGAGGCCUCCCCAGCUACCCAUCCCAGGAUCUCGGGGAUGAGGCAGAGGGUGGAGAAGAUGACAAGGACUUCUUUGCGUACGUCGAUGAGAGGUUGGGAGGGAAGGAGUCAAUAAAGAGGAAACAGGGAAGCACAGAAUCAGAGCGAGGGGGCAGCGAUGGAGAAACAGGGACUCGCAAGUUGCUGCAGAUGGACAGCGGCUAUGCAUCAAUAGAAGCUCCAUGUCGAGGCCCUGAAGACCUGCGACUGUUUGGAAGCAGCAGCAUCAGCGGCAGCCCUAAAGACAGAACAGCCCACGAGAAAAGACACCAUUUCACCAACGCAGGGCGAACGGGUACAAUCGGUGAGAGUUUUGAGUCUCAUCUCUUUGAGGAGGAGCCUGAAGAGGAGUUGCUGUUGGGUGCCAGUGGGGGAGUUGCCGCUGAAGCGAGUGCUGGUUCACUGAGUUGGUUCCCAUACGGUCAGAUGCUGACUCCUCGAGAAGCUGUGCAGCCUCCACCUGCACCGCUAACCCUGCACCGGCGAGACUACAGCAUAGACGAAAAGACAGACGCGCUCUUCCAUGAGUUCCUCCGCCACGACCCUCAGUUUGACCAGCAGGAGUCACCGCUAAGAAAGCACCGUUCCCGAAUUCACCUCCGAAAACAGUGGCAGCGGCACAAACAGUGGAGCGACCCUGGCAUCCGACACUUCCAGUCCUCCUUUGAGAGACAGCGAACCCCUCUACGGAGGGGCGACAGCGUAAACUACCCCCUGGACACGAGCUAUCACAGCACACUGCCCCGCAUUGUCAGCGCUCCGGACGAGGAGACCAGCGACGGGACCGGCAGCACUCCAGACACCCCAAAGUUAGAACCCACAGAGGAUGUAGGGAAGGACAAGGAGCAGGAGGACCACACAUCUUCAUCUCCUCCAACUCUUCCUACAUCUGUCUCAGAAAAAGAUGGCGUUCUAGUUGAGCAACCCGACCCUCAGGAGGACAGCAAACAGUCCGGACACCCGCCCGAACCCCUGGACGAGCGCUCGCCCCCUCAGCUGCCCGACUCCUCAGGCUACGGCCCGCAAACCAUCACGGCAGAGAUAACGGACAAACUGACUGCUAACCUGGACGAGAGGCUGUACACGGGCCUUCGCAGGACCAAGGAAACAGCCACCGAGUGCGUGAUGGUGACGGCCACGCACGCCUCUCCGGACCACAGCCCAGUGUAGCAGGGCUCCAGUCGUCCUCCUCGUCAAACCUCGCUCCUCCUGCUGACACACACUGUUCUCUCUGUUUGGUCUGUCUCGCCUCAAUUUAAACAUCUCUCUGGUGUGUGACCACCACCCAUAAAGAAACCAUGCAAAAUAUGCUUUACAUCAGUUACACAGCUACUCCCAGAUAACCUCAGAUACAAUCGAUCCACCAUAAAUGCAUCCGGUCUCUCUCUGUAUUCAGUGUUAGCAUUACAGAAGCUGUUCAGUGUUGCCAUUUUACAAGCAAAAUACAAAUCAAAAUAACCGAUGAAACAAGCUAACAUAUCAAAAAUCAUGUUAUUUUAGUAAUAACGGCUUCCUCAUUGAUUGUUUCUGUGUCUGUGGUCUAUUUAUGUCUCUACUGCUGUCUUUCUUGUCUCCAGUAAGAAUAAGUGAAGCUGAAGGCUGGUGUGGCCUCUUUUCCUCCUUGAUCCACUGUGAAACCAGGUGCUAUUAGACAAGAAGAAAGCUACUGAACUAGACACAACAGUCACCUACAAGUCCUGUGAUCCUACAUAAUUGGAUAAUGUGUAGUUUUAUCAUAUUUGUGAUGGAAAAGAUAUCAGAACCACAUGAAGCAUCAUUUCCCUCGAUGUCAGCCUAUUUUUGGAUUGUCUAAACCUGAAAGUGCAUCCCAAAAAAUAGAAGAUGUAACUCGCGUCAAGCUAAUCAGACUGGUUGUUUUAGAUCAGUGGUUCCCAAAAUCUGGGUCAAGACCCCUGAAAGUGGUCGCCAAAUGGUAAAAAUGCCAGAAAAGUUCAACCCACUAUUUCUCCUUCUGAAACGGAAGAUGUCUUUUGAUUCAGCGUGUGACUGGCUACGGUGUUUGCUGUUUUUGGCUGAAAAAUGCUUCUCAGCUUUUGUGACAAAUAUCUUGUUUACUUUUUAUCAGUUUGUUCAAUGAGUAGUAAUAUAUUUUUGUACGUCUGCAUUGCUUAAAUGACAAUGAAAACUGACAGUGUGGCGGGUUUGAAGAGGACACGUCCUGCACCAACAGACAGAACUAUCAGACUAGAUUCCUGCACUUGGGUGUAGUUAGUCGCAGAUUUAUAACAGCAAUGUGCAAAUCCAUCAGCUAUGACUCUUAGUAUUUUGUGCAUCAACUGACUUGUGCACAGGUUUACAGCCAUGACGUGGGCAGUUACAUUAAAGCUUGUUAUACACGCUCGCUGCUCUCUGGCGAAUUUAUAAGAAAGGCAUGUUUUCUCGUGCACGGGACUCACAAGACAGGCUUUGUUUGUCCACAUAUGACAUUCUUGUUUCCCUCCUCCUCCUCUUCUCCUGAGAAAGUUACCACUGCAGCAGAUGCCUCCCUUGAGGCCUGAGGACUUCACUUCCUGCCAGCUUAUAAAACCAAACCGAACAAAGACCGUAUUUAUAUUUAACUCCACUUAACUUUAACCUUCAAUCACAUCGUCAGAUUACGUCCGGCAGGCAAAGAAUGCAAGCAAGGGGCAGAAUUAUUUAAUAAUAAUCCACUUUUACAUCCUCAGCAUCCGCAGCAGGUUGAUUGUAACCCAGUUUUGCUCAUGAAAUGUAUUUCUCCGAGGGGCUGCAGGGCUUUUUUUUCUCUCUGUCCUACGUGCAAUGAGGGGAUCACUGCAGAAGAUGGAGUUGAAUAUUAAUCAUAGGAGGAGAAGGGAAGUCCUCCUGGCAUCCUCUGUCUCCCCCUCACUUCCUCACGCUUUAAGGUUACAGUAAACGGAAAGCCAAGCAAAUAUUACCCUGCUUUCUUUGUUUGGGUGGAUGAUGAUGAUGCUGCCUAGAUUAGAUCUUUCUCCCGUGCACGACAGGAUUAUCCUCUUGUGGCUAAGUGGACUCCGAGGCAGCAGCAGCGUUGCUCAUUAGAGAAACAAUGACUGAGAUGAAAGGAGGCAUUCUCAAAUGAAGAGCAUAGAGCUGAGUGAUUUUUACUUUUUUUUUUAUUGCCCUUCCGUCUUUCUUUCAGGCAGUCCCCUCACACACUCACACACGCACUGAACCAUUAUGUCACCAUUAAGAGACACAACUCUCUGGCACAAUUUUGUUGAUGCUAAUUAGCAGGAAAGGAAUAAAAUAUCAGUCAUCCCCCACUCCCGGUUACAAUGGAAGUGAUGAUAAUUAAUCAGCAAAUUCUGGUGAAAGAGGAAGCGACAUUUAUCAAAAGCCAAAAUGUCUCAGAAAUGAGUCAGUAAGAGAGGAUGAGACUACAGCAACCACAGAGAAAAUAGCCAUGACUGAAUUCAAAGCAGUACAUUUGUACAAAUAUUCAAGUCUGCUGUGUAUACAAGCACAAGGUCACAAGAGCUAGACUAAAUUGAUGUCCUUUGUUACGUUUAGACAGAUGCUGUUUAACUGGGGACACUGUUGUAAAUGGUGUUUGUAUACUAACCAGUAGCCUGUCAAAUGCAUCGAUGCAUAGCCAUGUGUAGGUCUGCAUGAGAGUUAACAUUUUUAGUACAAAUCUUCAUGUUUUCUCAGACUUAUGGUACAAACUGAUCAAGUCCAUAGUUAAUGCUCAUUUGUUUAAAGGCAGAAGUCAAAACAUUGGUAUGACUAGAGAUUUUGUACUUAAGAGUCAUGCUAGGAUGCUGUAACUGACCAGAUUUUGUGAGAUUUAUCUCUUUGAAAGUAGAAGUAUUUCUGUAUUCCUUGCUUGUUAGUAUACUGCUUAAUUUCUCAACGGAAAAAAAAAAAGAUGAGCUUUCUUAACUUUGCUUUUGUUGAUCCAAAUCUAUUGAGCCUUGAGGGACCAAAUCAUUAAGAAAAAAGUGUUAUUUUAGGGUUGUUUUCCAAUCUGUGAAUAAAUGAAUGAAACAAAAA
This is a messenger RNA of Acanthochromis polyacanthus (spiny chromis), 5828 nucleotides long. It is a transcript of the gene cbarpb, whose product is annotated as CACN subunit beta associated regulatory protein b. Gene Ontology annotation, cellular component: secretory granule; plasma membrane. Gene Ontology annotation, molecular function: transmembrane transporter binding. NCBI's taxonomy places the organism in Eukaryota, Metazoa, Chordata, Actinopteri, Pomacentridae. Bases 324 to 3002 code for a protein of 892 amino acids. The transcript has 11 exons. Gene Ontology annotation, biological process: negative regulation of calcium ion-dependent exocytosis; negative regulation of voltage-gated calcium channel activity. The record is from RefSeq and is a predicted model, not a curated record.